Molecule: messenger RNA, 2314 nt
Organism: Phalaenopsis equestris
Lineage: Eukaryota; Viridiplantae; Streptophyta; Magnoliopsida; Asparagales; Orchidaceae
Product: trihelix transcription factor GT-2-like
Source: RefSeq, a predicted model, not a curated record
AUGGAGAUGGAGCUUGCGAGCAAUAAAAUGCUUCAAUCAUUGUGGGCAUGCAGGAAGCUCGCUGAACUGGGCUACACAAGGAGCGCAAAGAAGUGCAAGGAGAAGUUCGAAAACGUUCACAAAUACUACAAGCGCACCAAAGAAGGCCGCGCCGGCCGGCAGGACGGCAAGAGCUACCGCUUCUUCACCCAACUUGAAGCUCUCCACAGCACCACCAACACCGCCGUCCCAUCAUUCUCUCCGGCGACCAAUAUAAACCCCUUCCCGCCUCUAACUUCCAAUCCCUCUGCUCCCUCCGGAGAUUUAAUGGCAUUAACUGCCGUCGAUACAGCGCAGCCGCCGCCAACGACCGCUCACGCAGGCAUCAGUUUUUCUUCCGACACAUCCUCUUCUUCAUCAUCCGAUUCCGAUGCUGAAAACAACGAUUACGGCGGCGCCGGCGAGCUUCCGGACGGCGGAAGGAAGAGGAAGCGGGAAGGAUGGCCGUACGGGAAUGGAAAAACGAUAGCUUUCUUUGAUGACGGCGGCGCCGACAAGCUUCCGUACGGCGGAAGGAAGAGGAAGCGGGAAGGAUGGUCGUACGGGAAUGGAAAAAUGAUAGCUUUCUUUGAGAAACUAAUGAAUCAGCUGAUCGAACGGCAGGAAGCAAUGCAGCAGAGGUUCUUAGAUACGAUCGAGAAGCGCGAGCAGGAUCGGAUGGCGAGGGAGGAGGCAUGGAAACGCCAGGAGAUGGCUCGGCUUAACCAUGAGUAUGAGCUUAUGGUGCAGGAGCGCACCAUGACGGCGAAUCAUGAUGCUGCAGUUAUCUCCUUUUUGCAGAGGUUCGCCGGCGCCGGCUUAACCGUAACUAAUCAGCAGAAUGCAUUGAUAGAAGCUACAACAUUCUCUGCCCCUGCACCUCCUGAAGUUUCACAGGAAGAUCAGCCGGAGGGCCAGAGAAGCCACCAAGUCAAUGAGAUUGUAAUCCACCAGGCUUCAGCAUCGUUAGAUCCAGCUGCUUCAAAUGCAGAGAUGGUGUCGGAGGUUAUGGAAGUUUCGAUGUCGUCGCCGAAGUCUAAUUCGUCGUCAUCAAGGUGGCCGAAAACAGAGGUUCUGGCGCUAAUCAAGUUGCGCAGCGGGUUAGAGGUGAGGUACCUGGAGACAGGGCCAAAGGGGCCAUUUUGGGAGGACAUAUCCAUGGGAAUGAAGCGGCCGGGAUACAACAGAAGCCCCAAAAGGUGUAAGGAGAAGUGGGAGAAUAUUAACAAGUACUUCAAGAAGGUGAAAGAGGGGAACAAAAAGCGCCCGGAGGAUGCCAACACUUGCCCUUACUUCCAUGAACUAGAUGCACUUUAUCGCAGGAAGCAACAACAGGAGACUGCUACUAAUACAGAGCAACCAAUCUCUGUAUCAGUGGAGCAAGAGAGCAAUAAUGGCGGAAAUAAAAAUUUAAUCACAGUGAGAAACAAUGUGGAGAGCACUGGCUUCCAAAUGACGAGAAGCUAUCACAGCGCUAAUAGACAUUCUCAGGUUUUCUUUGGGAGCGAGGUUCCAUUGAAGAAGCCAGAAAACAUCAUUAAGGAACUGAUGGAACAACAGAAUCAGGAGGAGGAGGCGGAGGAGGAGGAUGAUGUUGUUGAUGAUGAUGAGUAUGAUGAUGAGGAUGAGGAGGAGGACGGUAAGCUCAGGUAUGAGAUCCAGUUUCAGAGACAAAGCGUGGGAGAUGUAGGUAAUGGUGGAAAUGUUGUAAGAAAGGCGCCGGCUUCGGUGCCUCCAUCGUCAAAUGCUGCUUCUUUUCUCGCCAUGGUUCAGUGAUGAUGCAUUCCUCUAUCAUCUCUGCAUCUUCGUCGUCUUCCUAUUAAACUAGGACUUCGGCUUCUGAAAAGGCGAAGUUUUUCUACCAUGAUUUGUUAUGGGAAUAAGGAUGGUUCCAAGCCAAUUGAGUGGAUGCCACCACACUAAAGGGAAUAAUGUGUCACAUCAAAGGGCGGAAAUAAGCUUAGCAAAGAGCUGAAAAUUUUCAAGGAAGAUGGGGAUUUUUUAUUUUAUAGCCAAGCUGGUUAAAACAUAUUUGUGUGCUGAAAUGUGAAGUUUGCAUCUGGGCGACCGUUGCCCCACGAGCAUCAGUAUAAGGGAAAUAAUAGAAUGAAAGGGGAGGAAGGGGGGUCGGAUGCGUAUGCGUUCUUUUUACUUUAUAUCUGAAUCUCUUGGUUGGAAAUAAAGGAUAAUUAUAAGAGGAAGAAUGAUGAGAAAGAAGAGGAACACAAGUUAAAAGACUCAUAUUUAGUUUACUCUUCGCACAAACUCAAACAUGCUACGCCUAUUUAUAUAGUGA